AUGGCGCCGGCUGCCGCUCCGCCAGGACCGCCAGCAGUCAUUUUGCCUUCGUAUGCCGCCUGGUUCGAUCCGAAUGCGGUGCACGCGAUCGAGCGGCGCGCGCUGCCCGAGUUCUUCGACGGCUCUUCGGCCGUCAAGACGGAGCUCGCGUACACCGAGGCGCGCAACUUCAUCGUCAGCUCGUACCGCGAGCAGCCGGCGCUGUACCUCCCGCUCACCGAGGUGCGGCGUCAUCUCGCCAUCGAUGUCGCCGCCGCCACGCGGCUGCACCGCUUCCUCGAGCACUGGGGCAUCAUCAAUUACAGCCGGCACACGCUGAGCGCGCGGCCGGAGACCUUCCCGUCCGGCGGCGGGAGUGGCUGGUCGGACGACGACACGCUAGCCCUGCUCGAGGCGCUCGGCCGGGUGGGGGAGGGGCGGUGGGAGGAGGUUGCCGCUCACGUUGGCAAGUCGGUCGACGAGUGCGUCCAGCGCUUCGUCGAGCUCCCUAUCGAGGAGCCGCACGGCUUCGAGGCGCUGCGCGCCCCGCCCAACAUGGUGGCGAUCACUUUGGCGCCGUCUCCCGCGGUCAAGGCGGAGGAGGCCCCCGAUGUGAAGAUGCACGAGGCGCACAACGGGAGCGGACAGUGA
Molecule: messenger RNA, 630 nt
Organism: Emiliania huxleyi CCMP1516
Lineage: Eukaryota; Haptophyta; Isochrysidales; Noelaerhabdaceae
Exons: 3
Coding region: 1-630 (209 amino acids)
Molecular function (GO): protein binding
Source: RefSeq, a predicted model, not a curated record